CAGUACAUUCUCCCCACUUCUCUCGCUGUCGCCCCUGUCGACCUGUGUGUCCGUAUCCACCAUUCUUUUAUUGCGUGGUUGUGUGGCUUGAAUUGAUUUUAUCGCUCCGUUAAUAUCUUGGGUUAUCCAAGACAGAUUUUCGUGUGCCCACAAGUAAAGAGCAAUCACUUUCAAUCAUGCAGGGCAUGAGCUUUUCAAGUCUUAAGAGGCAUCCAGCGCUGAUUCCAUUGUAUGUUUGCGUUGGAACGGGUUGUAUUGGCGCAGUUUUUUACACCUUGAGAUUGGCCACUCGUAAUCCUGACGUGUCUUGGAACAAAAGUUCGAAUCCUGAACCAUGGAAUGAAUAUUCCAACAAACAGUAUAAGUUUUACUCGCCCGUGAGGGACUACUCAAAAAUAGAGAGUCCUGCCCCCAAGUAUUGAAGUUUCAAUGUUAGGGAUAUAAAUUAGGAACAUGAAACGGUGACAAUAUAGAAAGAAUCUCUGUAUCAAAUACUAAGUCAAAGAUGUUGCUCGUAGAUUUUUUCGUUGUAUGAUUUACAAAUGUACUUGUAUUCGAAUCUGUACCUGGUAAUAAAUAAACCAUAUGAUUUGAAUGCCUUCACAUAAUACACAUAUGUUAAUUAAUGUACUUAAAACCUUAACCUUUAGAGAAAAUGUGUGCUCUCCCUGGAUCCACCACUGUUGGAAGGUGUUUGCCAUUUGGAUUUUGAAAAA
This is a messenger RNA of Gryllus bimaculatus (two-spotted cricket), 716 nucleotides long. The record is from the annotation of a GenBank genome assembly. Lineage: Eukaryota; Metazoa; Arthropoda; Insecta; Orthoptera; Gryllidae.